This is a messenger RNA of Saccostrea echinata, 1649 nucleotides long. RefSeq lists its product as uncharacterized. NCBI's taxonomy places the organism in Eukaryota, Metazoa, Mollusca, Bivalvia, Ostreida, Ostreidae. Bases 174 to 1649 code for a protein of 491 amino acids. The transcript is spliced from 2 exons. The record is from RefSeq and is a predicted model, not a curated record.
UUUAGGUAAUUAUGGCUUCGCGCCGCAUGUUUCUGUAGAUCUAUUUACACGGCUUGGAUGUCCACAAACUUUUCUUACCCUCUCCGAGGAGGCAAUAAAACAUCCUAACAUAAAGGCAGCUUAGGCUUGUUACUGCACAGUAAGAAAAGUUUGAUUCUACACACCCACUCGCCAUGAAUAGUCUACCAGACAGACAACUACGGAGGACAAGAACACUCACUCAGGAAGCCCUCAUGUUAUUUGAAGAAAAAGUUGACCACUAUAACAACAGGCUUAGAAGUGUGAGAAGAGACAUUGAUUCAGUUAUCUUAGAAUUUGAAGAUGCCAAACCAACUGAUAAGAACAUUGUUCGAGCAAUGAGAGCAGAUCUUAUUCAGUUUAUGCAACAGUAUAACAAUGUGUCGAAAGAGUAUGAAUCAUACCUGAAAGGAACUAGAACUCUAGCCAGUAUAAGGGAAGAAACCUCACACAGAUUGGUUGCCUCAACUGUACGCGCCAAAGUGGAUCACGUGCAGAAGGAGAUGGAAAAAGUGCUAGCAGACAGCAAACCACCGUUUGGUAGCUACAGACAACACUUAGCAGACAAACAGUCAUCCAUCGCCAGUUCAAGAUGCAGUCCUCGACCACAGAGCAAGAGCCAAUCUGGUUCGGACCUGACUACAUUUAUACAGCGGCAAGCCGCCAAGGCGGACCAGCAAGCAGCAAAACUAGAACUUCAAUUUGCGGAAGAGGAGGCUCAGCUGUUAAAGAGACAAGUGGCCUUGGAGGCUGAACGCAAGGUCUUGGAUAGUCGGAAAGCGGUGGCACUCGCACAGUCAACCUUUGCGGCGUUUGACGAAAUACUAGGCGAGAAUAAGGACAAAGAGACUGAGUAUGAAGAUCCCAUGGAGAGGACGAGGGAAUAUAUACAGAACUUGACAAACAGUCCAGAUGAUCGAGAUGAUGUGUCGUCAGUGUUACACUUCAGUGAGGCCCGAGAUUUGAAACACUCAACGCCACAGAAGAGUCAGGGUGUACUGUCAACCCUCAACCCCCAGGCACCAUCAUUCUCUCCCCUUGCUUUCGAUCAUCUCGCAAAGUAUAUAGCCAAGAGGGAUCUAAUAUCUGCUAGAUUUACAAUGUAUGAUGACAAUCCUACACAUUAUAUAGCUUGGAAGGCUACCUUCCAAAAUAUAGUGACCGAGGUUGGGGCAACACCUUUAGAACAUCUCGAUUUGCUCGUUAGAUGGCUCGGACCAGAUUCCAAGAAGCAAGUACAGAGUAUCCGUUCAGCAAACGUUCAGGAUCCAGAGAAAGCACUACAACUAGCUUGGGAACGCUUAGACCGUAGAUUCGGAAGUCCUGAGAUUAUCGAAGACACGAUUCAACGCAGGAUCAAGGACUUUCCAAACUUAUUGAACCACCAGAGGAAGGAAUUCUUUGACCUCGCAGACCUUACCAGUGAGAUAGAGGGAGUUAAGAACAAUGAUAAGAACUCUAUUACCUUUGCAUAUUUUGACUCUUCUUAUGGUGUGAAUAAACUUGUAGCCAAAUUACCAUUCAAUCUACAGGAGAAAUGGACUCACAAAGCAAGUGAAUACAAACUACACCACGAUGGCCAGUAUCCGCCGUUCACUUUUCUUCUUUCAUACAAAAUGUCGCAAAGAUGA